Colletotrichum chrysophilum is the source of this 5793-nucleotide messenger RNA. RefSeq lists its product as uncharacterized. Bases 1 to 5793 code for a protein of 1930 amino acids. The record is from RefSeq and is a predicted model, not a curated record. Gene Ontology annotation, molecular function: molecular adaptor activity. Lineage: Eukaryota; Fungi; Ascomycota; Sordariomycetes; Glomerellales; Glomerellaceae. The transcript has 4 exons. Gene Ontology annotation, cellular component: P-body; CCR4-NOT core complex. Gene Ontology annotation, biological process: nuclear-transcribed mRNA catabolic process, deadenylation-dependent decay.
AUGGCCGUCGACACUCUGAACUCACUAUUUGACAGUUUUCUCUACAAACGGUCGACUGAAUACGACUUCGUGCUUGACAGCUUGUGGAAAAAAGACAAGGAAUGGGUGGUUCAACGGUUGAUCGAUGCGCAUGCGGUCAAACCAACCGAUCUUCCCCUCAUCUUCGACCACGCUCUCAAGCACAAGUGGUUGGACGAAUUGGUUUACUUGCCGAAUGGCUUUGGCUUAGAUCUCGCGGCUCUUGCACAUGCCGAAAAGUAUCUUGACCUCGCGAGCUGGGCCCGUCGUAACGCCGAGAGGAGCAAUGAGAUUGCGCGAUCGCUGUUGCAAUUCUUGCUGAUCAAGGCCAACCUUGAGUUGCAGUUUCAGCGCCCCCCCGAUGGACAACCUCACGUCAAGUCCAGCACGACGCUGCAGGUUCGAACUGUUGCCGCUUUUCUCCAAAUUCUAGAGGAUUUCCUUCCCAAGACACCACUUCAGGACCUCAUCAUGGUUCAACGCUCUUGCAUCACUGUCUACCCGAGGCUGAUCAACUAUGGUGAGGGCUUCGAUGACAUUAUUGAUGCUAAUGGGAAGGACGGCAAUGCUUUGCCCCCUGCCGCCAACAGUAAGAUGGAGGAGCACUACAAGAAGAUGUACGGCGACGAGAUACAAGUGCGAAAUAUCGUCGAAAUUCUCGAUCGGUACAAGCACUCUCGCGAGGCUUUGGAUCAGGACGUGUUUGCCUGCAUGAUCCACGGCUUAUUUGACGAGUACUCGCACUACGUCGAUUACCCACUGGAAGCGCUUGCAACGACUGCUGUUCUCUUCGGCGGUAUCAUUUCACACAAGCUGAUUUCCGAUCUCCCCCUUAAAAUCGGUCUGGGAAUGAUCCUAGAAGCUGUGAGAGACUAUAUGCCGGAGGACUCGAUGUAUAAGUUUGGUCUACAGGCUUUGAUGCAACUCUUCUCGCGCUUUCGGGAAUGGCCGGGAUUUUGCAGGCAAUUACUGCAGAUCCCUGGCUUGCAAGGCACCGAGGCAUGGAAGAAGGCUGAAGACGUUGUGCGGGAUCAUGAAGACGAACUUGCCCGAUCGCGCAAUGGCACAGCAGCGCCUGCCCACAGGUCCUCGGUUAGCGCUGAGCCACUUACGAACGGAAAUACAUCCGAAGGGCGAAGUGCAGAGCGCCAGCCGCCGCCCUUCAUUUCUAUCAAUGCCACAGAACGCUCGCCUGGCGUCGACUUCGAAGAGCCGUCAAGCGACACUCAGGGCAAGAUUCAGUUUGUCCUAAAUAAUUUGACCGAGACGACUCUUCAAUCGAUGUGCAAAGAACUGCGAGACAUUCUCGAGCAGCGUCACCAGCAGUGGUUUGCCAGUCAUCUUGUCGAAGAGCGUGCAAAGAUGCAACCAAAUUAUCACCAGGUGUACCUUGAACUGGUGAAGCUCUUCGAGGACAAGGUUCUGUGGUCUGAGGUGUUGAGAGAGACGUAUGUUAGUGUCGCACGCAUGCUCAAUUCCGAGGCUACAAUGCAGAAUUCAACCGAGCGAUCUCACCUCAAGAACCUUGGCGGCUGGCUGGGACUUUUAACCCUAGCGCGCGACAAACCGAUCAAGCACAGAAACAUCGCCUUCAAGCAGUUGCUCAUUGAGGCUCAUGAUACGAAGAGGCUGAUUGUAGUAAUUCCGUUCGUCUGCAAGGUCCUCAUUCAAGGCGCAACCUCGACCGUCUUCCGCCCGCCCAACCCUUGGCUAAUGGAUAUCAUCCACCUGCUCAUCGAACUGUACCAUCAUGCGGAACUCAAACUCAACUUGAAAUUCGAGAUCGAGGUCUUGUGCAAGGGGCUCAAUCUUGAUCACAAAAGUAUCGAGCCUUCGGGGGAAAUUCUCAACCGCGCUGUGGUAGAAGAAAACCAAGAGCUGCUCCCACAAGAGACACUGGAGACUUUCGAGAGUCUAUCACUCAACGGCAUCACCACUGGAGUUACUGCCAGCCUCUCUCCUCAGGUCGCUGCAGCUUCGAUACCGGACCUCGGACCUCUCAUCCACAUCCCGCCCACGAAUGAGAUGGUGGUUACGGCUACUCGACUUCAUGAAAUUGUACGCACCGCUCUGACGCGAGCACUACAAGACAUUAUACAACCUGUUGUGGAUCGAUCCGUUACCAUCGCUGCUAUUUCCACACAGCAGAUGAUUCACAAAGACUUCGCGACAGAGCCAGAUGAGAACAGGGUAAGAACAUCGGCAAUCAACAUGGUCAAAGCUACUGCCGGCAGCCUAGCCUUGGUGACAUCGAAAGAGCCCCUGAGGGCCAACUUCACAAAUUACAUGCGAAACUUGUCCAACGAUCUUCCUCAGGGCCUCCCAGAAGGCACUAUCAUCAUGUGCGUUAACUCGAAUCUGGACCUUGCCUGUAACAUUAUCGAAAAACAGGCCGAAGAAAGAGCUAUUCCAGAGAUCGAGGAAAUGAUUGAGCCCGAGCUAGAAGCACGACGUCGUCAUAGGGUGCAACGGCCUGCCGACCCGUAUGUGGAUGCUUCCCUUAGCCGAUGGGCUUGGACUAUUCCAAACCCUUUCAAGUUGUCGCCUAGUAUGGGAGGUUUGAACCCCGAACAGAUGGCAAUUUACGACGACUUUGCUCGUCAGCCUCGGACAACCACAUCCAAUGCCCCUUCCCAUGUUCCGUCUGCCUCCGAUGCGACACGUUCGCUCGCCAACGAGGUCCUCCAAGAGCAAUUUUCGGCUAUACCCAGUCUCGCAGCUAGCUCGGAGACACCGGCUGUGCAGCAUAUCAACCCUCAACUUCAGCAGCAGUACGGUCCCGUCCAUAGCGGAAACAUGGCGAACGCGAGGCCGCAGACGUUCCAGAUGGAUGGUCGCGCCUUGGUCGAGCGCGUCCAGAAGUUACUUUUGGAGCUACAACGUGUGGCGACAGAAGCCCGCGAGGAACAUUUCGCCGAUUUGCCCAGGCCCCAUCCUGUCCUUGAUGUGGUGGACGCUUUGGUACAGCAUAUGAUCAAGGCCUCGCAGACAUCUGAGGAAUUCGCAAUUUUCGCUGCAGACCAGAUCAUCCAGCUUGUUUUCAGCCCGAUUGAUGACAAUCUCGCCCUUGAGAGCCUGGUGCACGUCUUGGAAACAUUGCGAAAAAUCUCGGGUCUGACACUAAACAACAGAGUGACAGCAUUGUUCCGACAGCAACCUGGCACCUCUUUCUUCCAUAUUCCCCUAUUGGCUGCGUUGUUACGCACCGAUCUUCUGGACUGGAGGAAUAUCGAUACGUCAAUGGCCAAGGCACUGCAGGCAAGAAAGGAAGGUUCGCUCGACUUUCUGGAGCAGAUGAUUGAUCUCACUCUCCUUGGCAAUCGGCCUCUCGCGCUCUACGGAGACUUUGUCCUCACGCUUGAGGCUGCUUGGACGUGGAUUCAAGAAGAUUCAGAGUCCGCCGUUGCACAGCGACUCAAAGUUAAACUAUCCGGACAAGUCAUGCCACACUUCGAGCAACAAGAAGGUGGAGUCGCGCUGCAACAGGACCAGAUGGAGUACAUUUUCGAUGAAUGGAUCCAUCUGUGCAAUAACCCAAACGCAUCAGAUAAUUCAGCCGUUAUGUUUGUGCAGCAGAUGCAACUUAGAGGCAUCGUCGAGAGCAAAGACGAUCUAUUUCUCUUCAUUAGAGUUGCCACAGACUUGUCAGUGGAUCGUUUCGAGCAUCUUGUUCACUCUACCGGCACUUUGACCGAUGCGUUCCUCGCCGUUGAUGCUCUGGCCAAGAUAAUCAACGUGUUCAUUAGGCUGCACAGUGCACCUGAGUCAACGGCUGCUCUCAGCCGAGCAGUUUAUCUCGACUCGAUUCUGGCCCUGAUUACGUUGGUCCUCAACCAUCACCACGUACGACGUGCCGAGCACUUUAACCAGAGAGUGUUCCACCGUCUGUUGUCCGUGCUGUUCUACGAGGUCAAUUCGACGGCUGAGCAACUUUCUGAAGAGGAGAGGCCUGAAAUAUUUCUCAAAUUUGGCUCCAGACUCGCCGAUCUUGGCCCCAGAUACCUUCCUGGCUUUGUCUUCGGGUGGCUGUCACUUCUGCAGCAUCGGGUGUUUCUCCCUGGCAUCAUGAAGGACCGCAAUGGCUGGGUUGUCUUCACCAGACUACUUCAACUGCUUUUGGAACACGUUGGAGAACAGGUCAAGGCGGUAGAGCCAUCAAACGUGGCUAAAGAAAUCUACCGCGCUACGCUGAAGCUGCUGGUAAUUUUGCAGCACGAUUACGCGGAAUAUCUUGCAGCGCACUCCCAUCAGCUUGCAGCCACCGUUCCCCCGCAUUGCAAGCAACUCCUCAACGCCAUCUUGACAGCGAAUCCGGCUGCUCACCUAAAAAUGCCAGAUCCUCUAUUCCCGGGACUUCAAGUUGAUCGUAUGGACGAGGUUCGGGAAUCACCUGAAGGCCUGGACAACUCCGCAUACCAACUGCGGGAAUGGGGACUUCUUGAAGUGCUCGAUCAUGCGCUGCACAAUGGUCCUUCCGAAGACAUGUUGGCACACGUUGCCCGAGCCAUAGUCGACAGCCAAUGUACGGAGACAGGUUUUGGCCAUGUGCCUAUUCACGCCAACCUGAGGGUCAUUGAUGCUGUGACCUUGCACCUGGGCAACCAUGCGGUCGAACAGGCGACGCAGAAGGGCACCGAUGUUUUCAACCCCGCCUCCUCAGAUGUGGCUAUUCUGUUUAGGCUGAUUCACGAACUACCUCCCGAAGCCCGUUACUAUCUUAUCGUGAGCAUCACAAAUCAGCUCCGAUUUCCCAACGCCCACACCAACUACUUCAGUCGGGUCCUUUUGGAGGCCUUUGUUGGGUACAAGAAGGAUCCAGAGGAACCAGAUAUCCAGCAGCAAAUCAUUCGCGUGCUGUGGGAGCGCCUCAUCGGAUUCUGGCCCCAGCCGUGGGGUCUGAUGGUUACUGUUGUCGAGCUGCUCAAGAAUGAUAAAUACAAUUUCUUCGAGCUUCCAUUCGUCAAGUCAACCCCUGAGGAUCUCCAAGACCUCCUGCGGCUUAUCACGGCGCGCAAAGUGCCAAUGAUGACUGCCAUGAGCCAGGUCAAAGCACUCCAGGCUGUGAACCUUCGCAGCAUUCAGCAAAUUGCAGAUGCCCUGCCGGACGUGGUUGAGGGUGCCCUCGGGGACUUCAAAACCGCCAGAUCUCUCCAGUCCGCCUGCAAGUCGCAUCUGAAGCGGCCAAGCAACAAGCGAGCUGCGGAUGCGCCAACCAGUAGGCCCGAUCAAAAGCGGCCGAGAAAUGAUCCUGGUGCUAGCUCGAGCAUUGAGUCGGAGCAGCAGAGCACAGGCCAGGAAGAUGCUUUGGCAUUGCCCGUCAUCACCGAUGAAGAGGGCAUUGAGGGAGUGACCAUCUACACCAAUCGUGCGCCGGUGAUGCUUGCCUUUGCGAUCGAGCUUUUGCGGUUCACCAUGCCUGAGCAGCCCCUCUCCAGUCGCCUCAGCCUAGCUCAGGCUGUUGUCAGUAUCAACUCCAGGUCCAAAGCCGCCAGUCUUGGGUUCACCGACAGUAUACCCGAAGGCGUGUCCUGGGGUGAGGGUCAGCCCAAAGUGACAGUCAUGGGCAGAAGUGUCACCGUUCUUAAACGGGGUGACUACCAUGCCCGCUCGGUACACGAGGCGGCAGUGCCAACCGCUAUUGCCACGGCCAAUGCGAGGUUGACAAAGAAUGCGCCAAGCCAGAUGAGCAUGGGCUACAAGCACACAGGUGACGCUCAAGUCAUCGACGUUCGUCGCGCGAGUCUCGACCUUAGAACAACCCUCGCAAGUCUCUAG